Messenger RNA from Paramecium tetraurelia, 1161 nucleotides. RefSeq lists its product as uncharacterized. The transcript has 4 exons. The record is from RefSeq and is a predicted model, not a curated record. NCBI's taxonomy places the organism in Eukaryota, Ciliophora, Oligohymenophorea, Peniculida, Parameciidae.
AUGAGCUAAGGUUUUGGAAACUAAUUAAAGGAAGAUUUUGUAAUUGAACCUGGAUACAUUUGUGUUAAUCACAGUAGCUUUGGUUACAUUCCAAAAACUGUCUUAAAAAAAAGAAUUGAGAAUUAGAAGAGAUUUCUAGAGAAUCCAGAUAGUUUUGUUCGGUUUUUGGUUCCAAAAGAGUCCCCAAUAGCAAGAAGAACAGCAGCAGACUUUUUGAAUGCAAACUUUAAUCAAUGUUAUUUCACUAGUAAUUCAGCCGAGUCCAUGAAUAGCAUAAUCAAAAGUUUGAAGUUGUCUGAUAAGGAUACAGUACUGUAUUUGAAUAUAGCCUAUCCAAUGGUGUAGAAUGUGAUAAAAUACAUUAAUACUCAUGAAAAAGUGAAUACGUGUAGGGUAGAACUUAAAGUGGAGGAUUUGGAUAAGGAAAUAAUCUUGUCAUUGAUAGAAGAAAAUAUGAAGACAAAGAAGAUAACGGUAGCUAUAUUGGAUUAUAUUUCGUCACUGCCCUCAAUAAAAUUGCCAACGAAGGAAUUUGUAGAAUUAUGCAAGAAAUAUGACGUAAUAAGCAUAAUAGAUGGUGCUCAUGGGGCAGGAAUCAGUGAAAUCGACCUCAAGGAUUUAGACCCUGAUUUCUUUUUCACAAAUUUAAACAAAUGGGCAUUCUGUCCAUGCAGUGUUAAUUUAUUAUAUAUGAAAGAGAAAUAUUUGAAUUAAAUACAUAAUAAUACUAUAUCAGUAUUUUACGGUGCUGGAAUUGAGAAGGAAUUUGAGUAUUAUGGCACUAGGGAUUCAAGUGUUAUACUUUCAGUGGUGGACGGAAUAAAUUAUAUUAACUAAUUUGGUCUUAAAAAUAUUAUUUAAUAUUGUGAAAAUUUAGCAUGGGAAGGCAGUGAAUUGGUUGCUAAAAUUUGGGAAACUGAGUUGAUGGUUAAAGAAAAAAGGAUGCAUUCCGCAAUGGUGAAUGUAUUGGUACCACACAAGGAUCACUCUUAUGUAUUGGAAUGUUAGAAAACGUGCUUUGAAAAACACAAUGUAUUAGUGAUUGUCUUUGAGUUCGAUGGAAGAUCUUGGGCUAGAUUUAGUGCUAGCAUUUACAAUUGUUUAGAGGAUUAUGAGUAUGCUGCACAGUAAUUCUUAAAUGUGUUAAAGAAAGAGAGAUGA